UUAGUUGGUCUGUGCGAGCGGUGCGGUGUGUUCGCUGGUCGCUAGGUUGACGCACAGCAGCAGCAUGUCGUGGUCCAAGAGCCUCGCUGUCAUACCGAAGAGCCUUGAUAUAGGCAAAAUAGAGGCGUAUCGCACGUCGAGAAGCGUCGGGAGCCGCACUGCACUACGCAGCCAUAAGUUCGUCGCAGAAAGCUACGUCCAAUGCUCGACGAUUGAAACACGUUCAUUCACAACGCAUGAUUCCACGCUCGUGCGCGUACGUGCCAAGUGCUUCAGGAGCCAAAAGAAGACUGCAACACCAUAUGCCGUGACCGCCCUGCUGACGCACGAUGGUUUUGUGAAAGAGUGUACAUGCGAGUGCGCUGCUAGAGAGAACGGCACAUGUCACCAUGUCAUGGGACUGUUGAAAGUCCUUGUGCUACUUAUUGAUAACGGGUAUGCAGAGGCUCCGCCGGAAAUGUCAUGUACGGAACUGCCACAAAUCUGGAGGAGGCCCCGGGGGCACAAAAUACCGGCUUCUAGCGUCGACGAAAUUGACUGGAGAGCCGCACGGCCAGACGGUCUUUCUUACCCGCUCCAAUCGCGUCUUUAUGAAGCGAGGAAAAGACCGAGGAGCGUAGAAGAUGUUCAGAAAGCUGCGAGGCAGUUCGCAAGAGAGAUGGCUGCACAUACUACGAGUCCACUUUUGGAUCACUGGCAGUCUGCAACACUAAAGAAAGCAGACAGUUUGUUUGGCGAGACGUGUGAAGGCAGCCUCUUGUGGAGUCAGAAACCACUUGUACCACAUGACUUCACCACCUAUUUAUGCCCAGAAAUUCAGGUUGGGGUGACUACAGAGUUGACACCCAUGCAGCCAGCAUUUUUUCCAGAACCCUUAAACACUGUUGUGUCGUGCGUGGGCCUGCCACCAAUGCAGCACAGGCUGUAAUCGAGGCAAGCACAUACAUGCAUGUAGCAUGCCGGCAUUUAGCAUGGAAUAAAGCACAGGAAACACGAGAACCUUGUGCACAUCUUUCGUUUCUUUAUGUCUUCGACCUAUGUAG
Molecule: messenger RNA, 1043 nt
Organism: Dermacentor andersoni
Lineage: Eukaryota; Metazoa; Arthropoda; Arachnida; Ixodida; Ixodidae
Source: RefSeq, a predicted model, not a curated record